GCUGAAGAAACCAGACAUUAUUGUUCUUGCGUUUGCAGAAGCGUUUGACUACUAAUGGAUCCUGCAAUUUGAAGUUGAUUCUUCCUUGAAAACCCUAGGAGUACUGUGCCUAUUGGAGGAUUUUAUCUGCGCGUUUGCCGGAAUUUAGAUCUCAACUUACUGUAGAUCAUUUGGUUAUCCGAAAAGUGGUUUGAUUGGAUUGCCCGGUAUGAAAGAAGCGAAUCCGGUUAAGUUCAAUCUUCACCAGCAUCAAGAGCACCAGAAUGGUCACUUGGCCCCGUUCAAGCUCGCUAAAUUGUUCGAUCCAGAGGCCUCCUGGGACAAGGAUCAGCUAGGAGAUGUUUUGCACUGGAUUCGACAAGCAGUGGCCGUUGUACUCGGGCUGCUGUGGGGCGCCAUACCUUUGGUUGGAGGCAUAUGGUUUCUAAUUUUCUUGGCAAUAUCGACCAGCAUAGUAUAUGGAUACUAUGCAAUGAUUUUAAAAGUUGAUGAAGAAGAAUUUGGAGGUCAUGGAGCUCUCCUCCAAGAGGGGCUUUUUGCUUCUAUAACUCUCUUUCUGCUUGCUUGGAUUCUCGUAUACAGCUUGGUACACUUUUGAUUGGCGAAGAACGAUUUUGCAUCAUGAAAUUACUUGGUGAAGUUCGAACAAUGAACUUAGUUAUACAUAUACUUGAUGCCCAGCUCAUUUACGCUUGCUUCUAAUUGGCGGCACAGAUUCUUUUAGCAUUCAUGAUGUUGAACAAAUUCAUUUUUGCAGAGCAGGAAAACUCUAGCAUCUGAACGAUAUGUCUUGAUAGAUUUUCGAUCUCCAUUUUGUUGUCGACAUUCUUCCAUGGCCACAGUGAUAGACUAAGGAUGUAAUCCUUGUUUAAUUAACACCUUAUAUUGGGAUCAUUUAAAUAGCUAGGUGCUUGAGCUUGAAGUUGAGAGAUUGACAAUGUUGUGUACAUUUGAUGAUGAUUGGAUAGGCUCCUCAUUUUCUCAA
Molecule: messenger RNA, 985 nt
Organism: Cucurbita maxima (winter squash)
Lineage: Eukaryota; Viridiplantae; Streptophyta; Magnoliopsida; Cucurbitales; Cucurbitaceae
Exons: 4
Coding region: 209-598 (129 amino acids)
Biological process (GO): mitochondrial respirasome assembly
Source: RefSeq, a predicted model, not a curated record